Molecule: messenger RNA, 1596 nt
Organism: Vespula pensylvanica (western yellowjacket)
Lineage: Eukaryota; Metazoa; Arthropoda; Insecta; Hymenoptera; Vespidae
Gene: vnc
Product: N-alpha-acetyltransferase 11
Exons: 2
Coding region: 605-1147 (180 amino acids)
Biological process (GO): N-terminal peptidyl-glutamic acid acetylation
Cellular component (GO): NatA complex
Molecular function (GO): protein-N-terminal-glutamate acetyltransferase activity; protein N-terminal-serine acetyltransferase activity
Source: RefSeq, a predicted model, not a curated record
GAGGUUGGAGGGGGGAACCAUAACCUCUACAUAGAAACUCUCUAUUCGAGAUUAUCAAAAUGGCGUGUUACGGUACUUGAACGAGUAGUUGGAUCAUAUUUCGGUCUCGUGUAGUGCUAAAUUCUUCGUUAUCGAAAUUCUUACAUGUAAAAAAUUCAGUUCUUCUGUCGCGAGAAAAAUUGAGGUAAAACAAAGGAGAAGGAAUAUUAUGACACUAUUAUCGCGGGUCUCAUCGUAGGUAGUUUUGUUUCAUCUCGUAUUGCAAGGUACAAACUCGAUAAUGCAGGAAAUCCUUCUGGCAGCAUUCUCCGUGAUAUCGAGUCUACUGAUCGUAUUUGGCCUCGUAUUAUUGGGCUGGUACUUAGUUUGGAAGUUCUUCCUUUCACGAUUCCGAUUUGUUCGUGAAUUACUCGGUGGGAUGAGCGAGUCUUCAUCGGUCAAUGAUUUGAAGAAUGGUCGAUCUCGUAUAAAGAAAGUUCGUCGGGAUUAACUUCUACACUGUGUUGUAUUGUAGAAGAAUUAGCUUGUGAACAAAACCAUUUACAAAAAGAGCUGUAGUCAGGAUUAUCUAAUCUGGAAUCGUAUUCAAAGAGAAAACAUCAAAAUGUCUAUAAACAUACGCUGUGCAAACACGGAUGAUUUAUUAAACAUACAACAUUGCAAUUUGCAAUGUUUACCUGAAAAUUAUCAAAUGAAAUAUUAUCUUUAUCAUGCUUUAUCUUGGCCGCAAUUGAGUUAUGUAGCAGAAGAUGAAAAAGGAAGGAUAGUAGGAUAUGUUCUGGCUAAAAUGGAAGAGGAUUGCGAAGACAAUCCACACGGACACAUAACCAGUUUAGCUGUGAAACGAUCUCACAGAAGACUGGGCAUUGCACAAAAACUUAUGAAUCAAGCCUCCAGAGCAAUGGUGGAGUGCUUUGGUGCAAAUUACGUUUCAUUACAUGUACGUAGAAGCAAUCGAGCAGCUUUAAAUCUCUACAUAAGCAGUUUAAAUUUUGAGAUCUCUGAAGUCGAACCCAAAUAUUAUGCGGACGGUGAAGAUGCGUACGCCAUGAAGCGUGAUCUUAAAUUUUUCCAUCUGGAAAAAGAAGAAGUAUUCAAAGACGCUUAUACGGACAUUCAUUCAGGGAGAUGCUGCGAUCAUUCAUAGUUGGAUUGGAAUAUUUAUACACGCUUGUAUAUAAAUUGAUCAUCGAAUGAAUUGUGGUGUAUUACGUUAACAUAACACCAUAGUAUUUUGUGUCAUUUUCAAUUAAGAAUAACACGUGAAAAACAAAAAGAAAAGAAAAUGUUCAAUGGUUUAUUUUAACCGACUGAAUGUUCUACCAAUGUGUCAUGGAGAAAAUUUAAAAAAAGAUAUGGAAAAUGUCGUUGCAAAUGUUUUAUAUAUUAUCAUGAAGAUAUCUGUUAGUGAUUAAACGUGGGAAUUGAAGGCGUUAUCGAAUUGAUUCUACAUUCUAUGGUGCAUAUUUGAUUAAUAGUUUGUAACAGAAGAAAAAAAAUAUUGCCUGUAAUUACUUUAAAUACAAUGUACUUGAAACAUGUAAUUUUUAAUAUGCAAAGUAUCUCAGGAAAUAUAAAAUUUCUCUUUAAACGUUA